Messenger RNA from Lodderomyces beijingensis, 2082 nucleotides. The record is from the annotation of a GenBank genome assembly. NCBI's taxonomy places the organism in Eukaryota, Fungi, Ascomycota, Pichiomycetes, Serinales, Debaryomycetaceae.
AUGGAAGCGGCUGAAGAUUUCGAAUCGAGACUAGCUCAAGAGAUUGGCAACUUAUCCACAAGGCUUGUCACUGCGGUGAACAAGCAAGUCGAACUAGAAGAGACCAAUUUGCAACUACGCAAACAGAUUUUCGCCCUUACAGAAAAGAACAAGCUUUUGGCCACAAGCGAUGAAAACUACAGGUUGGUGUUGCCCAAAUACCUCAAGCUUCAAGAUGAGUUCAAAGACGCAAACAUCAAGAAGGAAAUCGCCGAGUCCGAAAACCUGAAACUUCGAGUGGAAGUCGAAGACUUGACGGCCUCCUUGUUUGACGAAGCAAACACCAUGGUCUCCAAUGCUUCACGGGAAACGCACAAUUUCAAAGUCAAGAAUAGGAAGCUUUAUGAAGAAAUUGAUGAAAAGAACAUCAUUAUUAGUAAUUUGCAGGACCAACUACAGGACUUGAAGCAGAUGUUCAUCAAGAUUGAAGAUCAACAGCGCUUGAUGCAUUAUUCUACUGGAUUAAGCACACCGAGAGACCGAAGUAUGGAGUAUUUCGCUUCUGCUGAAGGCGACUCGGGUACUGGAGUUGACGAAGACGCUAGCUUAAAGUUGCAGCAGUUGUCGGAUUGCUUAUAUUCGCCUCAAAUUGCCGCCAUCAGAUUCGAUUUGAACAACUAUAACAAGGACUUUAAAGGGUUUGUGUAUGCCUUGAUCAAACCCGAUUUCCAAUUCGACUUGAUCCAUUUGAAAAACCUUGCCUAUUUCAAAAGUGUGUGGAGCGAGGAAGUUGAAAAUGCCAUUGGCCACAUCCCUGCACUUCCACAAACCAGCAGCAUACUAAACCGAUGGCAGAAGGGGAAAAACUUUUGGACUUCAUUGGUGGAAGGAAGAGUGUCUAUUGAGCCUGUCAAAGGGUAUCAUGAGUAUAAAGAGGGUAAAAUGGGCAAGGCGAACCCUGAGUUGCUUCAGUUGGCUAUUCGCGACAGUUGCAGCUUUUGUGGCGAAUUUAGGGGCGAGAAUUUCGAGCAAUGCCGAUUCCAUCAUUAUAAGAUCUACGAAGUUGACGAGACGUUGGUGGCUCAAUACCCAUUGUGCAGCUACUGCGUCAUCAAGUUGCGCAACCUAUGCGAGUUUUUUGCAAAAUUGAGGCUCAUCAAGUCAAAUGUGUUUAAAUUGCAGCAAAAUUCAUCAUUUGAUGAGUUUGCCCCAGUGGCUUCGGCAGCUUCGACAUUUUACAAAAGAUCAACAUCGAGUCUGUCUACGCCGACCAUGCCUACGUAUUCUAUGGCACCAUCGUCAACAACAGGAGCAACAAGUGCUACUGGAGCUUCAACGAAUUCAGCUGGAUCUUCACCAGCACCAGAUAGCAAUUUGAUGAAUGGGCAUGUGCACGGAAUUGAGUUGGAUCUUGACGAGGAAUCCAAAUUGAUCAAGAUAUAUCUAAUGCUUGUCUUGGUUAGACUCAAGAUAUUCUGGGGCAGAUUAGGAAUUUGGGAUAAUGGCGAGCAAAUCAAUGAAAUCAACAUAAAUGAGAUUAAUCAUGACGUGUUUGUACACUUGAUACCUCCCUCAAGGAGACAAAACUUGAAAAGCCUCACCAAUAGUGCAAGUAAACCAACAACUCCUCGACACUCUGCCGAGAUCGAGAAUCCAACAGAAGAGAUGAACUUCCAUAAAUCAAACGUGGGACCAUUCCCCAAUGGCGCUGCCAUUGUGAAUUCCCCUUCUUUGCAAAGCUCGCCACCAGCAAAUGCAAAUAACUCCCCAGAAGCUGAUUCGAGUGGCACAACGACUGCCACUACAAGGUCUCAAUCGGGCGGAGAUGCCCAAGAAGAACCCGAGGCAGCGUCGAGUAAUAAACUGCUAGAGAACAACAACGACGAAAAGUCCAUCAGCGAUAGAUCAGAAUAUUCCCUGGCAGUGUCGGAAUCACAAGAACUGAAACAUUCGUCUAGUAAGUCAUCAUCAUCGAGAAGCCAGCCACAAGGAAAUGACCCGGGUCUACAGAGAAGGAAAUCUCAAACGAAGGAAUUCAAGAUGAAGAUAGAUAAAGAUUUGAAUCAGACUUUGGAAAUGUUGGCGGAGAACUUGAAAGAGUGA